Linderina pennispora is the source of this 879-nucleotide messenger RNA. RefSeq lists its product as uncharacterized. Gene Ontology annotation, cellular component: cytoplasm; nucleus. Gene Ontology annotation, molecular function: tRNA-specific adenosine-34 deaminase activity. The transcript is spliced from 2 exons. The record is from RefSeq and is a predicted model, not a curated record. Bases 29 to 859 code for a protein of 276 amino acids. Lineage: Eukaryota; Fungi; Kickxellomycota; Kickxellomycetes; Kickxellales; Kickxellaceae.
GCACUCGCAUGUAUUUUUCCAUCCGAUCAUGAGCAGCACUUCAUUUGAGAUCACGCGGAUCCCGACGCCAGACGAACAACGCGCACUGACAACCGAGACCGUCUACACAACUACGAUCUCGCCGCAGAAGACCUCGCAAUUGCUUUCGUUCAUCGCCAAGCAUUUGCCUAAGCUGACUGGCAUUGAGCAUGUGAAGCGCGUGCGCAAAACCAGCACUUUUCUGCAGGUAAUCCUCUGCCAGACUAGCGCUAUAACAGAGGAAGAAUUGCUACGUAUCCUGAAAGACUCGGAAUGGACAUUGGGGGAGAUCUGUCAAGUGCCGGAUACGCCGCCGAUCACGGCCGAUCAGUUUAGCAAGUGGAAGGAUGUGUGGCCGGUGGCAUUCCGUCCGCCGGCACAGAAUCGCGUGGAGAUUACUGAGGAGGAGAGGAAGUACAUUGCCGGGCAGAUUUUGCGCAGUGAACAGGAGGGCGUGGUGAUGUGUCAGCCCAAGACCCAUGCAGUGGUGGCUAGUGCUACGGCCCAAGAUCACCCCUUGAGACAUGCGGCUAUGUGCUGUAUUGGCAAGGUGGCUGAUCUGGAGCUGGCGCGGAAUGACAGUCUGGUGCCGGCCAAGCGCAUGCAUGAUGAGCCAAGUGACACGGCUGGGUACCUGUGCGAGGGCCUAGAUGUGUUUGCAAUAACCGAGCCAUGUGUGAUGUGCUGUAUGGCGCUGGUGCACUCGCGGAUCGGACGGUUAUUUUUCAUCAACGCAGCGAGCGGCGGUGGGAUCAGCUACUAUGGAAUGCAUGCGCGCAAGGGUCUCAACCACCAUUUCUCUGUGUUCCAAUGUUCAAUGCCUGAAAAGUCCGAUGCGUAAUUAACAAGCAAUAAACCUAC